GUGUACACAAUGCUGCCCUCCAUCUAAUUCAAUCCCACGAAACCCCCUGGAAACUUUUCGGCUUUUGACAGAAAACCAGAACUAGGCCGCCAGCAUUAUUGCUAACGACCUUAUAUAUAGAGCCAAUCCCAAUUUUCUUGCAGCACCCUCUCCCUUAGCCUGGCACUGGCUUUUUUUCUUCGUUUGGUCCAAAUACACAGCCUGUUAAAAAAAGGAUAUAUCCUUCUUUUCCCCGAUAAAUAUUCUAGAGUUUCUUCGUUUUGAACAGGGAAAACCCCAUUUUCUUUGUUUGUUCAUUCUUUCAUUUGAGCUCCGGAACUUGAAAGUUUUCAUUUGUUUUGGUGGGUGUUGGCAUUUCUUUCGGUGAUGGACGGUGGGGAUAUAUACAGAGCGAGUAGCAGUUUGCGGGGAAGUUUACGAGCAGGUAGUUCUUCGAUAUGGAGAAGCAAUGCUGUGGAAGCUUUUUCGAGGUCUUCCCGAGACGAGGAUGAUGAAGAAGCUUUAAAAUGGGCUGCACUUGAGAAACUGCCUACCGUUGCUCGUCUCAGGAAAGGUAUAUUGACUAGCUCUCAAGGUGCUGCCAAUGAAAUUGAUGUUCAUGACCUUGGAUGGCAAGACAGGAGGACUCUGCUUGAGAGGUUGGUCAAAGUUGCAGAGGAAGAUAAUGAGAAGUUCUUGUUGAAGCUCAAGAACCGUAUUGAUAGGGUUGGCAUCGAUCUUCCCACAAUCGAAGUCCGAUUCGAACAUCUAAAUAUUGACGCUGAAGCUUUUGUAGGAAGCAGAGCAUUGCCUACCGUUCUUAAUUUCACUGCUAGAAUAUUUGAGGGCUUCUUGAAUGACGUGGGUAUUCUUUCUAGUAGAAAGAAACACUUGACCAUCCUCAAAGAUGUCAGUGGCAUCAUUAAGCCGGGCAGGUUGACAUUACUUUUGGGUCCUCCAAGUUCUGGAAAGACCACUCUCCUGUUGGCUUUAGCUGGGAAGCUUGAUCCUGCCCUCAAGUGUUCGGGGAGAGUUGCUUACAAUGGGCAUGGCAUGCAUGAGUUUGUGCCCGAAAGAACAGCUGCCUACAUCAGUCAACAUGAUCUUCACAUAGGCGAAAUGACUGUGAGGGAAACUUUGGCCUUUUCUGCCAGAUGCCAAGGGGUUGGAGAUCGUUAUGAGAUGUUAGCAGAGUUGUCAAGAAGGGAGAAACAAGCAAACAUUAAACCUGAUCCUGAUAUUGAUGUCUUCAUGAAGGCAGUAGCAACAGAAGGUCAGGAAGCAAAUGUAAUUACCGAUUAUAUUCUAAAGAUUUUAGGACUGGAAGUAUGUGCUGACACAAUGGUGGGAGAUGAAAUGUUAAGGGGCAUCUCCGGAGGACAAAGGAAGCGUGUCACAACAGGUGAAAUGCUGGUCGGACCAGCAAAGGCACUGUUUAUGGAUGAGAUAUCUACCGGUCUGGACAGUUCAACAACUUUCCAAAUUGUGAACUCGCUUAAGCAAACUGUUCACAUCCUUAAUGGAACUGCAGUCAUCUCGCUUCUGCAGCCAGCUCCAGAGACUUAUGAUCUUUUCGAUGACAUUAUUCUCCUUUCUGAUGGUCGAGUUGUAUAUCAGGGUCCUCGUGAACAUGUGCUGAGCUUUUUUGAAUCUACGGGCUUCAGGUGUCCUGAGAGAAAAGGCGUGGCUGACUUCUUGCAAGAA
Molecule: messenger RNA, 1683 nt
Organism: Theobroma umbraticum
Lineage: Eukaryota; Viridiplantae; Streptophyta; Magnoliopsida; Malvales; Malvaceae
Product: pleiotropic drug resistance protein 1-like
Molecular function (GO): ATP hydrolysis activity; ATP binding
Source: RefSeq, a predicted model, not a curated record